Fusarium tjaetaba is the source of this 621-nucleotide messenger RNA. RefSeq lists its product as uncharacterized. NCBI's taxonomy places the organism in Eukaryota, Fungi, Ascomycota, Sordariomycetes, Hypocreales, Nectriaceae. The coding region runs from base 1 to 621 and encodes 206 amino acids. The record is from RefSeq and is a predicted model, not a curated record. The transcript has a single exon.
AUGGACCGGUUUGGUGUUUGCGCUCUCCUUGGUCGUGUUGAGUUCUCGCCUCGUAUCCAAGUCUGCUCUCAGCAUGGGAGACUGAGGGACUGGGCUCUGGUGGAACUAGAACAGGAUGGCUUUACCACCAAGCUCAGUGAACUGCGAAACAAAAUCCCAGUCACCCUAGCGCUGCGAUUGAUGGUCCAUCGUGUCCCUGGGUCCGCAAUCGAUCGUGUCCAGCGACUACAUUUUGGAACUUCUCUUGAGGUCGCGGUCGGACCACGUGUCAUCCCCAGAAGUGAGCAAGAUGACCGUGGCCUUGUGGUCAUGAAGCACGGCAAGACGAGUGGCUUCACUAUGGGGCGUGCCAAUGGUAUUCAGUCUCUCAUUCGUGUCAAGGAUGUCACUUCGAGUGAAUGGUGCAUAAUUGGAAUGGACGGCCAGAAGCCAUUUUCUGCCGAGGGAGAUGCAGGUGCUUGUGUCUUUGACCUGCAAGGUCGAAUCGGCGGAAUGAUAACUUCAGGAUUGGAGGCCAAUAAAGAUCCAUUUAGAAGCCAUGAUGUCACUUACGCCACACCUGUGGAGUGGCUUUUGGAGGACAUUGCCCGACAUGGCUAUGAUCUAAAGUUACCUAACUAG